AUGCGACACCUGUGGCUCUCGGGAACUUGGGAACUCUGGGUGCUGCUCCUGUGCUCCUGUGCGGACCCGCGCACUGUUGAUUCUAAAAUAAUUCCCAAGGUCACAGAAGUAAUACCUAAGUAUGGCAGCAUAAAUGGAGCAACAAGACUGACUAUCAAAGGAGAAGGUUUUGCUCAAGCAAAUGAAUUUAACUAUGGAGCUGAUGAUGCUGAGUUGGGAAACAGUGUACAACUAGUUUCUUCCUUCCGAUCAAUUUCUUGUGAUGUAGAAAAAGAUUCAAGUCAUUCAACUCAAAUUAUAUGCUAUACUAGGCCAAUGCCAGAAGAUUCCUACACUGUUCGAGUCAGUGUGGAUGGGGUUCCUGUUACAGAAAAUAGUACCUGUAAAGGUCACAUCAGUAGCCAGGCAUGCAGCUUCCAUACAAAAAGUUUCAGAACCCCAACAAUAAGGAGCAUUACACCUUUGUCUGGAACUCCAGGCACAUUAAUAACAAUUCAAGGCAGAACCUUCACUGAUGUCUACGGAAGCAAUACUGCUCUAAGCUCAAAUGGGAGAAAUGUUAGGAUUUUGAGAGUUUAUAUUGGAGGGAUGCCCUGUGAGCUUCUCAUACCACAAUCUGAUAAUUUGUAUGGUGUAAAACUGCAUCCUCCAAGUGGAGAUAUGGGGUCCAUAAUUUGUAAAACUACUGGAACUUAUAUUGGUCAUCACAAUGUCAGCUUCAUCUUAGAUAGUGAUUAUGGAAGGAGUUUCCCACAAAAGAUGGCAUAUUUCAUUUCUUCUCUAAAUAAGAUUUCAAUGUUUCAAACGUAUGCAGAGAUCACUAUGAUUUCACCUUCACAAGGAAGCAUUCAAGGCGGCACCUUGCUGACUAUAAGUGGACGGUUCUUUGAUCAGACAGAUCUCCCCAUCAGAGUUCUAGUUGGAGGUCAAACCUGUGAUAUUUUGAAAAUCACAGAAAGUAACAUAUAUUGCAAGACAACCUGUAAACCUGAUAGCAUCAGAACUAUAUAUCCAGGUGGGAGAGGAUUAAAGCUUGAAGUAUGGAAUCACAGCCAACCUGUACAUCUUGAAGAGAUACUUGAAUACAAUGAAAACACACCAGGGUAUAUGGGUGCCAGCUGGGUAGAUUCAACUUCCUAUAUUUGGCCCAUGGAACAAGAGAAUUUUGUUGCACGCUUCAGUGGAUUUUUGGUGGCUCCAAAUUCUGAUGUUUAUAGAUUCUACAUCAAAGGUGAUGACCGAUAUGCUAUUUAUUUUAGCCAGACUGGAUUUCCAGAAGAUAAGGUGAGAAUUGCAUACCAUUCUUCUAAUGCCAACAAUUAUUUUUCCAAUCCAACACAAAGAUCAGAAGACAUCCAUCUUCAGCAAGGAAAAGAAUAUUACAUUGAAAUAUUGCUGCAAGAAUAUAGACUAAGUGCUUUUGUUGAUGUUGGACUGUACCAGCAUAAGAAUGUCUACACUGAGCAACAAACAAAAGACGCAAUAAAUGAAGAACAGGUUAUCCAAUCCCAGUCGACAAUUAUUCAGGAAGUACAGGUGAUAACAUUGGAAAACUGGGAAACAACUAGUGCAACUAGUGAAGUUCAGAAGAUCACGGUAACCAGCCCAUGUGUGGGAGAGUUGUCAUGUUCUCUUUACCAGUACAGAUUAAUCUAUAACAUGGAAAAGACUGUCUUGCUGCCUGCUGAUGCUUCUGACUUCAUGCUGCAAUCAGCCUUAAAUGACCUCUGGUCCAUAAAACCAGAUACAGUUCAAGUAAUAAGAUCACACACUCCCCAAAGCUAUGUUUACAUGGUAACCUUUAUAUCUACAAGAGGAGACUUUGAACUGCUUGAUUAUGAAGUAAUUGAAGGGAAUAAUGUCACACUGGAUAUUAUAGAACAAACCAAAGGAAAACCCAGUUUGGACACAUUCACACUGAACUGGGAUGGAGUCAUCUCUAAACCUCUUACACCAUGGUCAUCAGAAGCUGAAUUUCAGGCAGCAGUAGAAGAAAUGAUCACCACUAAGUGUCCACCACAAAUUGCAAAUUUUGAAGAAGGAUAUAUUGUGAGAUACUUCAGAGAUUAUGAAACUGAUUUUGACUUGGACCAUGUUAAUAGAGGACAGAAGACAGCUGAGACUGAUGCUUAUUGUGGUCGUUAUUCCCUGAAAAACCCAGCUGUUCUUUUUGACUCAGCAGAUGUUACACCAAACAGACUACCAUAUGGAGACAUUUCAUUAUUUCCUUAUAAUCAGUUAUGUUUAGCAUACAAAGGCUUCCUGAAACCUCAUAUUGGAUUGAAGUUCCAAUACCAAGAUAAAAACAGGAUUACUAGAAGCACUGAUAAGCAGUUUACAUUUAAUUUUGCUGAUGGAACCAACUGGACUUACACUUGCAUAGAUCUUCUAGAUCUCAUACAAUCCAAAUAUGCUGGGACAAAUUUUUCUCUUCAAAGGAUUAGUUUACAGAAAAUAUCAGACUCACAGUCCUUUUAUGUGGAUAUAGUAUACAUUGGACAAAUAUCUACAACCUCAGCCUGGUACGAGAUGCCAAAGAGAAGACUUCCAGCAUUGGCAAACAAAGGGAUAUUUUUAAAGCACAUUCAGGUGAAUCAGACCAAAAUUAAUGGACCAAAUGUGACUAGUCAAUAUUCUGUCACCAUGACUUCAUAUAACUGCAGUUACAAUAUACCCAGGAUGGCUGUGAGCUUUGGGCAGGUAAUCACAAAGGAGAAAGAGAAUGAAUCUGUUUACAGAGGAAAUAAUUGGCCAGGGGAGUCAAAGAUUCGCAUUCAGAGAAUUCAAGCAGCGUCUCCACCUCUCAGUGGCACCUUUGAUAUUCAGGCUUAUGGUCAUGUUCUCAAAGGCCUCCCUGCUGCUGUGUCAGCUGCAGAGCUGCAGUUUGCUCUCCAGAGUCUAGAAGAUGUGGGGCAAGUCUCAGUUACACGAGAGGGAACCUGUGCUGGAUACUCAUGGAACAUCAAAUGGAGAAGUGCCCGUGGAAAGCAGAAUCUUCUACAGGUUAAUGCUUCCAACAUUAUUGGAGAAAAGGCUAAUAUGACCGUUAUGAAGAUCAAGGAAGGAGGCUUAUUCAGACAGCGCAUACUUGGAGACCUACUUCGGACACCGAACCAACAGCCACAGGUUGAAGUCUAUGUCAAUGGCAUUCCUGCUAAAUGUUCAGGUGACUGUGGUUUCACCUGGGAUCCCAAGGCUACUCCCCUCAUCUCUGCAAUAAGCCCUUCUCAAGGGUCUUAUGAAGAAAACACCAUUCUAACCAUAUUAGGUUCUGGAUUCUUUCCUAGUUCAGCUGUUUCAGUUUCAGUUGGACCAGUAGGUUGUGCUCUUAUUUCGGUGAAUGAAAAUGAGAUCAAAUGCCAGAUUAUGAAUGGGAGUGCUGGACAGUUCCCAGUUACUGUGUCCAUAGCUGACGUUGGACUAGCCCAAACUCUGGAGGGUGAGGUGUUCCACUUCAUAUAUCGAAGUCAAAUCUCACACAUCUGGCCUGCAUCUGGAAGUCUAGCAGGUGGUACUCUCCUGACAUUAUCUGGAUUUGGCUUUAAUGAAAAUUCAAAGGUGUUAGUUGGAAAUGAAACUUGCAAUAUGAUUGAAGGGGGUGUGAAUAAAAUAACCUGCAGAACACCAAAAAGAAUUGAAGGUACAGUUGAUGUUUCAGUUAUUACCAAUGGAUUUCAAGCCUCAGCUAAGGACGUUUAUAGUUACAAUUGUUUACAGACUCCAGUUAUCACUGAUUUUAGUCCAAAAGUACGGACAAUAUUAGGAGACAUUAAUUUGACAGUUAAGGGUUAUAACUUUGGAAAUGAACUGACACAAAACGUGGGAGUGUAUGUUGGAGGAAAACCCUGCCCGAUUCUUCACUGGAACUUCACAGAUAUCAGAUGCCUUUUGCCUAACUUGUCUCCUGGAAAACAUGACAUCCAUGUAGAAAUCAGAAACUGGGGUUUUUCAUCUACCAGAGACAAGUUAAAUGCUUCUAUACAAUAUAUUUUGGAAGUGACCAACAUAUUUCCAAAGAGAGGCUCCUUAUUUGGUGGAACUGAAGUCACUAUAAUGGGCUUGGGAUUUAGCACGAUCCCAUCUGAGAACACUGUGCUCUUAGGGUCCUUUCCUUGUAAUGUGACAUCAUCAUCAGAAAAUGUCAUAAAAUGUGUUCUCCAGUCUCCAGGGAAUGUAUUCAGGAUUACCAAUAGUGGGGAGGAUUCAGUACAUGGAUUAGGCUAUGCCUGGUCUCCAUCAGUGUUAAAUGUGUCUGUGGGUGACACAGUGACAUGGCAAUGGCAAACACAUCCCUUUCUCACAAGGAUAGGAUUUAGAGUUUUCUCUGUGUCCAGUCCUGGAAGUGUAAUUUAUGAUGGUAAAGGUUUUACAAAUGGAAGAGAAAAAUCUGCAUCAGGUUCAUUUUCCUACCAAUUUACUUCACCUGGAAUCCAUUAUUAUAGCAGCGGGUAUGUUGAUGAGGCUCAGUCCGUGUUUCUCCAAGGAGUCAUUAAUGUUGUGCCUGCUGAAACCAGGGAUCUUCCUCUGCACCUGUUUGUGGGUGGCACUGAAUCCACCUAUACUCAAGGUGGACCUGUGAAUUGGCACCUGGGAAGCUCAGUGGCCAGCUGCUUAGCUACAGAACCACCGUGUGACCUGAACAAUACUAGGGUUAAAAAGUCAGAUAGAUUCUACUUUCAACUCUCAAGUUGUUUCUCACCAUUUAUAAGCAAAAUUAGUCCUUCCUCUGGAACAGUUAAAGAAAUGAUAACAAUUUCUGGACGUGGCUUCAGUAAUACCACUUGUGCUAAUAAGGUUACAGUUGGUGGCUACCCUUGUGUUGUAGAAGAGAGUCUUGACCAUUCUAUUAUGUGUCAUAUUGACCCUCAAAACUCAAUGGAUGUCGGCAUCAGGGAAAUUGUCACAUUAACUGUCUACAAUCUGGGCACUGCAAUCAAUACCCUGUCCAAUGAAUUUGAUAGGCGAUUUGUGCUUUUGCCAAAUAUUGACAUGGUGGUGCCAAAUGCAGGGUCAACCACAGGAAGGACAAAAGUGACCAUAAAAGGAUCUGGAUUUGCAGCUUCUUCUGCAGAUGUAGAAGUCCUUCUGGGGUAUUUUCCUUGCAAAGUCCUCUCAGUGAAUUAUACAGCCAUCGAAUGUGAAACAUCUCCUGCUUCCCAACAGCUUGUGAAAGUAGAUCUUCUAAUACAUGGAGUGCCUGCCCAGUGUCAGGGGAACUGUAGCUUUUUAUAUUUAGAAAGCAUUGCUCCUUCCAUAACAAGGAUAUCCCCAAACUCUAUCAUAGGGUCUGAAAUGAUUCUUGUUGAAGGAGAAGGCUUUGGCACCAUCUUGGAGGACAUUGCUGUUUUCAUGGGAAACCAGCAGUUCCAAGUAAUAGCUGUUAAUGAAUAUAACAUUACUGUUCUUGUGACUCCCCUCCCGGCUGGACUCCAUUCUCUUAGUGUUGUGGUGGGGUCCAAAGGCUUAGCUCUGGGGAACCUGACUGUCAGCAGCCCCGCAAUAGCAUCUCUCACGCCAACUUCCGGAAGCAUUCGUGGCGGAACUACUCUAGUGAUCGUAGGAAAUGGUUUCUAUCCAGGCAACACCACGAUAAUUGUUGGGGAUGACCCUUGUCAAAUCAUUUCUGUCAACUCCAGUGAAGUCCACUGCCUCACUCCUACCGGGACAGCUGGAAGAGUCGGCGUGAAGGUCUUUGUUAAUGCAGUUGCUUACCCGCCUCUGUCAUUUACCUAUGCCUUGGAGAAUACUCCGCAUCUCAGUGGAAUUGUCCCAAGCACAGGCCCACCAGGAACUGAAAUUCAGAUCAGUGGAUCUAAUUUGGGUGUUGAUGUCUUGGAAAUUUCAGUGAUGAUAAAUAAUGUCCCAUGCAACAUAACCAUGGUCAACGAUACUGUGUUACAGUGCAUUGUUGGAGAUCACGCUGGUGGCACUUUUCCUGUUGAGUUGCAUCAUAAGACCAGAGGUUCUGCCGUGUCCACAGUUGCAUUUGAAUACCCACUAGAUAUUCAAAAUAUACAUCCAAGCCAAGGGAGCUUUGGGGGAGGUCAAAUCAUGACUCUGACAGGCACUGGGUUUAAUCCAGAAAAUUCAAUGGUAUUCAUAUGUGACUCAGAAUGUGCAGUCGAUACCCUUAACUCUGAUGACACAACAUUAUUAUGUAAAAUUCCACCUAAUAAUGGCAGCGGCCCUGAGCAAGCCUGUGAAGUGAGUGUGGUCAAUGGGAAGGCUGCGUCACAGUCCACGACUCCUUUUACGUACACUCUGUCCCUCACUCCACUCAUAACUGAAAUCUCUCCCAGGAGAGGCAGCACAGCCGGAGGCACGAGACUUACAGUCACGGGAUCAGGCUUCAGUGAAAAUAUGCAGGAUGUUUCCAUCACCAUAGCUGAAACCAAGUGUGAUGUUGAAUAUUCCAACCAGACACAUAUCAUCUGCAUGACAGGUGCCCACAGGUCUUCAGGGAGGGCUUCAGCUCAUGUGAGCAUCAGAAGUGUCGGCUUGGCCAAACAGGAUAAUGCUGACUUCCUAUAUGUUGAUGCUUGGUCCUCCAACUUCUCAUGGGGAGGGAAAUCUCCCCCAGAGGAAGGGUCACUAGUUGUUAUUACAAAAGGACAAACAAUUUUGCUGGAUCAGAGUACUCCUAUUCUGAAAAUGUUGCUUAUUCAGGGUGGGACACUAAUAUUUGAUGAAACUGACAUUGAACUCCAGGCAGAAAAUAUUCUGAUUACAGAUGGAGGCAUCCUUCAGAUUGGUACUGAAGCAUCCCCAUUUCAACACCAAGCUGUCAUUACCUUGCAUGGGAAUCUGAGGUCUCCUGAGCUCCCAGUAUAUGGUGCCAAAACGCUGGCUGUAAGAGAAGGCAUCCUGGAUCUGCAUGGUCUGCCAGUUCCUGUGGUUUGGACACGUUUGGCUCAUACUGCAAAGGCCGGGGAAAGGACUUUGAUUUUACAAGAAGCAGUAACCUGGAAAGCAGGAGAUAAAAUUGUAAUUGCAAGCACAGGACACAGACACAGUCAACGAGAGAAUGAGAAAAUGACCAUAGCAUCUGUAUCUGCUGACGGCAAGCACAUAACGCUGACUAAUACACUGAAUCACACACACCUCGGAAUCACUGUCACCCUCCCUGAUGGAACUCUGUUUGAAGCAAGGGCAGAAGUUGGAGUUCUUACCAGGAAUAUUUUAAUAAGAGGAUCCGAUAAUAUAGAGUGGAAUAAUAAAAUCCCACCAUGUCCUGAUGGAUUUAAUACAGGUGAAUUUGCUACCCAGACAUGUUUCCAAGGAAAGUUUGGAGAAGAAAUAGGGAGUGACCAGUUUGGUGGCUGCAUAAUGCUUCAUGCUCCUGUACCUGGUGCCAACAUGGUAAUUGGAAGAAUCGAGCAUGUAGAGAUAUUCCACGCUGGACAGGCUUUCCGAUUGGGGCGAUAUCCAAUACAUUGGCACCUGCUUGGAGACUUAAAAUAUAGCUCUUAUGUAAAAGGUUGUGCAAUUCACCAGGCCUAUAAUAGAGCUGUUACCAUCCAUAAUACGCAUCACCUUCUGGUUGAGAGGAAUAUUAUAUAUGAUAUCAGAGGAGGAGCAUUUUUUAUAGAAGAUGGUAUUGAACAUGGCAAUAUCCUACAAUAUAACUUGGCAGUAUUUGUACAACAAAGUAUGAGUCUUCUGAAUGAUGAUGUGACCCCAGCUGCAUUUUGGGUAACCAACCCAAACAACACUAUAAGACACAAUGCAGUUGCUGGUGGUACUCACUUUGGCUUUUGGUACCGAAUGAACAACCACCCCGAUGGUCCAUCCUAUGACCGAAACAUUUGCCAAAAAAGAGUUCCUCUUGGAGAAUUUUUUAACAACACUGUACAUUCUCAAGGUUGGUUUGGAAUAUGGAUAUUUGAAGAAUAUUUUCCCAUGCAAACAGGAUCUUGUACUUCCACAGUGCCAGUACCUGCAAUCUUUAAUUCACUCACCACUUGGAACUGUCAAAAAGGCGCAGAAUGGGUCAAUGGAGGUGCCCUUCAAUUCCAUAACUUUGUGAUGGUAAAUAAUUAUGAGGCUGGAAUUGAGACUAAGAGGAUCCUAGCCCCUUAUGUUGGAGGGUGGGGUGAAACCAAUGGAGCAGUGGUAAAAAAUGCCAAAAUCGUUGGUCAUCUUGAUGAACUGGGAAUGGGGUCUGCAUUUUGCACAAUCAAAGGCCUGGUUCUCCCAUUUAGUGAGGGUUUGACUGUAUCUUCUGUGCACUUCAUGAACUUUGACCGUCCCAACUGUGCAGCUUUGGGGGUGACAUCCAUCACUGGAGUUUGCAAUGACAGAUGUGGAGGUUGGAGCGUGAAGUUUGUUGACAUCCGGUAUUUUAAUACACCAAAUAAGGCUGGCUUUCGAUGGGAACAUGAAGUUGUACUGAUUGAUACUGAUGGUUCACUGACAGGUCACAAAGGACAUACUGUCAUUCCCCACAGUUCACUGCUGGACCCUUCUCACUGCACUCAAGACGCUCAGUGGAGCAUUGGCUUCCCUGGGUCUGUCUGUGACGCUACAGUCAGCUUCCACCGUUUAGCAUUCAAUAAGCCUUCUCCCAGGUCUCUGCUGGAAAAAGAGGUGGUUCUCUCAGACUCUUUCGGCACAAGCAUUAUUCCUUUUCAGAAGAAACGACUGACUCACAUGUCAGGAUGGAUGGCUCUCAUUCCAAAUGCCAGGCAUAUUAACUGGUAUUUUAAAGAUGUAGAUCACAUAGCCAAUAUAUCGUAUACGUCGACAUUCUAUGGCUUUAAGGAAGAAGACUAUGUAAUCAUAUCUCAUAACUUCACACAAAACCCUGAUAUGUUUAAUGUUAUUGAUAUGAGGAAUGGUUCUUCAAAUCCACUGAACUGGAAUACUAGCAAGAAUGGAGACUGGCACCUUGAAGCUAACACUAGUACUCUGUAUUACUUGGUGUCAGGAAGAAAUGACCUUCCUCAGAACCAGUCCAUUUCUGGAACCCUGGAUCCUGAUGUGAAAGAUGUUGUUAUUAAUUUCCAAGCUUACUGCUGUGUUCUCCAAGAUUGCUUCCCUGCACAUUCCCCAUCAAGAAAACCAAUUCCCCGGAUGCGACCAGUCACAUAUAACUUAUGGUCAAAUAAUUCAUUUUGGAAAUCAUCUCAAGAAAAUAAUUAUACCAUACCUUACCCAGGAGCAACUGUGGUUAUUCCUGAAGGAACAUGGAUGGUGGCAGACAAAGAUAUCCCACCAAUGGAAAGACUUAUUAUUUGGGGGAUUCUGGAGCUGGAAGAUAAACAUGUGGGAACUGAAGAAUCUUCUUAUAGAAAAGUUGUUUUAAAUGCCACCUACAUAUUUGUGCAGGGAGGCAGAUUAAUUGGCGGCUGGGAAGAUAAUCCCUUUAAAGGAGAAUUGCAGAUUGUUCUUAGAGGAAAUCAUUCUACCCCAGAGUGGGCUCUACCAGAAGGACCAAAUCAAGGAUCAAAGGUCUUAGGGGUAUUUGGUGAGCUGGAUCUUCAUGGGAUUCCACGAGCAGUAUAUAAAACUAAGCUCUCGGAAACCGCAGAGGCAGGCUCCAAAGUCUUAUCUCUGGUUGAUGCUGUGGAUUGGCAGGAGGGAGAAGAGAUUGUAAUAACAACCACAAGCUAUAAUGUCCACCAGACAGAAACUAGAAGUAUUGUUAAAAUCCUGCAUGAUCACAAAAUUCUUAUUCUCAAUGAGACUCUUUCCUACACUCACCUUGCUGAAAGGUACCAUGUUCCUGGAAUAGAUCAGAGUUACACAUUAGCAGCUGAUGUUGGGAUACUGAGUCGAAACAUCAAAAUACUUGGUGAAGAUUAUCCAGGUUGGUUCGAGGAAUCUUUUGGUGCACACGUCUUGGUCAGCUCAUUCACUGAAAAUAUGAUGACAUUUAAAGGAAAUGCAAGAAUAAGUAAUGUGGAAUUUUAUCACAGUGGUCAGGAAGGCUUCAGGGAUGGCACAGAUCCAAGAUACGCUGUAACAUUUCUUAACCUAGGACAGAGUCAAGAACAUGGCUCCUCUUAUGUCCGUGGUUGUGCUUUCCACAGUGGUUUUUCUCCAGCGAUUGGUGUGUUUGGGACAGACGGGUUGGACAUAGAUGAUAACAUCAUUCACUUUACGGUGGGAGAAGGCAUUAGAAUAUGGGGGGAUGCCAACAAGGUCCGAGGAAAUUUGGUUACACUUUCGGUUUGGCCAGGAACCUAUCAGAACAGAAAAGAUCGAAGCUCAACUCUCUGGCAUGCAGCAAUUGAGGUAAAUAGAGGAACCAAUACAGUCUUACAAAAUAAUGUAGUAGCUGGCUUUGGAAGGGCUGGAUACCGCAUUGAUGGAGAACCUUGCUCUAGUCAAUUUAAUCCCAGGGAAAAGUGGUUUAAUAAUGAAGCCCAUGGAGGUUUAUAUGGGAUCUACAUGAACCAAGAUGGUCUUCCUGGAUGCUCUCUUAUACAGGGAUUUACCAUUUGGACAUGUUGGGAUUAUGGGAUUUAUUUUCAGACCACAGAGAGUGUGCAAAUCUAUAAUGUCACUCUGGUUGACAAUGGAAUGGCCAUUUCCUCGAUGAUUUACAUGCCAGCUGCUGUAUCUCACAAAAUUUCCAGUAAAAUAGUACAAAUUAAGAAUUCAUUGAUUGUUGGAAGUAGCCCUGAAUUUAAUUGCUCUGAUAUCCUUACUGAUGAUGACCCCAAUAUUGAACUUUCUGCUUUGCAUAGAAGCUCUAGACCUCCAUCAGGUGGGAGAAGUGGGAUUUGCUGGCCUACCUUCACCUCUGCCCAUAACAUGGCACCUCGGAAACCCCACGCGGGGAUCAUGAGUUACAAUGCCAUCAGCGGCCUUUUGGACAUCUCAGGUUCUACAUUUGUUGGCUUUAAGAAUGUUUGUUCCAGUGAAACUAAUGUGGUAUUUAUUACUAACCCUUUAAAUGAGGAUUUACAGCAUCCAAUCCAUGUGAAGAACAUACAGCUGGUUGACACUAUUGAACAAUCAAAAAUAUAUAUACACAGACCUGAUAUAAGUAAGGUGAAUCCAUCUGAUUGUGUAGACAUGGUUUGUGACGCGAAAAGAAAAUCUUUUCUCAGAGAUAUAGAUGGUUCCUUUCUGGGGAAUUCCGGUUCAGUGAUACCUCAAGCAGAAUAUGAAUGGAAUGGAAAUAGCCAAUUUGGAAUUGGAGACUACAGACUCCCAAAAGUGAUGCUUACAUUCCCAAAUGGAAGUAGAAUUCCAGUCACUGAAAAAGCACCUUAUAAAGGAAUUAUCAGAGAUUCAACGUGCACGUACAUCCCAGAAUGGCAGAGUUAUCGGUGCUUUGGGAUGGAAUAUGCUAUGAUGGUAAUUGAGAGCCUGGAUUCGGACACAGAGAUCCGAAGACUUUCACCAGUGGCUAUUGUGGGCAAUGGUUAUGUUGAUCUCAUUAAUGGUCCACAGGAUCAUGGCUGGUGUUCUGGAUAUACUUGCCAAAAAAGGCUCUCUCUGUUUCAUAGCAUUGUGGCUCUAAACAAAUCUUAUGAGGUUUACUUCACUGGCACCAGUCCUCAGAAUCUUCGACUGAUACUGCUUAAUGUUGACCAGAGCAAGGCUGUUCUGGUAGGAAUUUUUUUCCCAACACUUCAGCGUUUGGAUGUUUACGUGAACAAAGUAUUGGUCUGUCCCAAAAAUACAAUAUGGAACUCCCUACAGAAAUACUGUGAGCUUACUAGACAUCUUUCUACAGAACAAUUCCUUCCUAACCUGAAUUCUACUCUCCUUGGUGAAAACUACUAUGACCCAACUUACCAGAUGCUUUACCUUUUGGUUAAAGGAACGAUACCUGUUGAAAUCCACACAACUGCAGUCAUAUUUGCUUCCUUCCAGUUACCUACCGUCACAGAAGAUGACUUCUAUAGCUCUCACAAUUUGGUUAGAAAUCUUGCUUUGUUCCUAAAGAUACCAAGUGACAAAAUUCGUAUCAGCAAAAUAAUACAAGGGGAGAGUCUGCGGAAAAAGAGAUCUGUGGGACUCACAGUUGAACUGGAGAUUGGAGAUCCGCCCCCUCAGUCUCUAAGCAAUGACACCACAGGCCAGAUGCAGUUAUCUGAACUCCAAGAAAUUGCUGAUUCUCUUGGACAAGCUGUAAUUUUAGGAAAAAGCAGCAGUAUCCUUGGGCUUAAUAUAUCUUCCAUGUCUAUUACCAAUCCUAUCCCCAACCCAAGUGAUUCUGGCUGGAUUAAGGUGACCGCUCAGCCAGUGGAGAGGUCUGCAUUUCCUGUCCAUCACGUGGCCUUCGUGUCCUCACUCUCUGUGAUCACUCAGCCCGUGGCAGCACAGCCAGGACAACCAUUUUCUCAGCAGCCUUCCGUAAAGGCAGUAGAUUCUGAUGGUAAUUGUGUAUCGGUUGGGAUCACUUCACUGACAUUAAAGGCCAUACUAAAGGAUGUCAAUAAUAACCAAAUCAGUGGUCUGAGGGGAAAUACAACAAUUCCAUUUAGCAGCUGUUGGGCCAACUACACAGACCUCAUUCUCCUUAGAACAGGAAAAAAUUAUAAGAUUGAAUUUAUACUGGAUAAUGUGGCCCGAGUGGAGUCCAGAACUUUCAGCCUGUCAGCACAGGCUGUGUCCGGUGGUGGUGGCAGUGGGGGCAGCAGCGGUGGUGGCAGCAACAGCAACAACAAAGCAUCAACUGUGGGUCCAACUGCCCAGAUAAUGACCAUAGUAAUUAGCUGUCUGGUGGGAAGAAUGUUGCUCUUGGAAAUAUUUAUGGCUGCAGUUUUGAUUUUGAACAUAACUUUAGGAAGCAGCUGAAUUGCUGUCCUGAAGAAAAAGCUGAACACAAAAUAUGACAACUGUUUACUAAGAGCUGUUAUUUUGCCGAACAAGAAAAAUGUCUGUAUCAUCUUUAUGAAAUAUGCUAAAAUA
Condylura cristata (star-nosed mole) is the source of this 12870-nucleotide messenger RNA. It is a transcript of the gene PKHD1L1, whose product is annotated as polycystic kidney and hepatic disease 1 (autosomal recessive)-like 1. Lineage: Eukaryota; Metazoa; Chordata; Mammalia; Eulipotyphla; Talpidae. The coding region runs from base 1 to 12756 and encodes 4251 amino acids. The transcript is spliced from 78 exons. The record is from RefSeq and is a predicted model, not a curated record.